GCUCAUGAUGAAGUCUGCCCUGAAUUUCCACUGACUUGCGAAGGCUGUGGGAAGAAAAUUCCAAGGGAGAAGUUUCGGGAUCAUGUGAAGACUUGUGGCAGAUCUAAAGUGCCUUGCAGAUUUGAGGUUGUCGGAUGUGCUGAGGUGGUGGAAAAUGAAAAGCUACCAGAACACGAAAGCAAGUGUUUGGCGGAGCAUCUCUACAUGCUGCUGAGUGUUGUGCUCAGCCUCAAGGCUGGGUCACUGGAGCUCUUGGGAAGAUGUGAGGCCCUUGAGAGGAAAACGGUGACCUUUGAGAACAUUGUCUGCGUGCUCAAUCGGGAGGUGGAAGAGGUGAAAAGAGUUUCUCUAACAGCUGAAGCCUACAGUCGGCAGCAUCGACUAGACCAGGAGAAAAUCGAAACACUGAGUAAUAAGGUCCGGCAGCUGGAAAGGAGCAUUGGGCUCAAAGAUCUGGCCAUGGCUGAGAUGGAGGAAAAGAUCCGCAACAUGGAAGCAUCCACCUACGAUGGUGUUUUCAUCUGGAAGAUAACAGAAUUUGCCAGGAAGCGUCAGGAGGCAAUAACAGGCCGCUCUCCUGCGAUCUUCUCUCCAGCUUUCUAUACGAGCAAGUACGGCUACAAGAUGUGUCUGCGCGUUUACCUGAAUGGGGAUGGCACCGGGCGUGGGACCCAUCUGUCCCUGUUCUUUGUGGUGAUGAAAGGACCCAACGAUGCGCUUCUGCGGUGGCCCUUCAACCAGAAGGUAACCCUGAUGCUCCUGGAUCAGAACAACCGGGAGCACAUCAUCGAUGCCUUCCGACCCGACGUGACAUCCUCCUCCUUCCAGCGACCCAUCACGGAAAUGAACAUUGCCAGCGGCUGCCCGUUGUUCUGCCCCGUCUCUGUGAUGGAAGCCAAGAACUCCUACGUGCGUGAUGACGCCAUCUUUAUUAAAGCCAUCGUUGAUCUCACGGGCCUCUAA
Pelecanus crispus (Dalmatian pelican) is the source of this 963-nucleotide messenger RNA. NCBI's taxonomy places the organism in Eukaryota, Metazoa, Chordata, Aves, Pelecaniformes, Pelecanidae. The record is from RefSeq and is a predicted model, not a curated record.